AGAGGGGGAGAGAGAGAGGGACAGAGAGAGAGAGACAGACAGAGAGAGAGGUGAAGCUCGUUCGGCCUCGUUUGACACAAAUCUGCUCCACGUGGGUUUCUAAAAAAAACAACAGAAUUUAGCCUUAGGGAGAUUUAAAUUGGCCCCUGUGUUCAUUAAGGGAAUACCUCUUUGACAGCAAACCCCUGCACAUACGCACACAAUCAAACACACACACACACACACACACACACACACCAGCUCCCUGCUGGGUGCCCUUUGGCAAGACACUGACUUCCUGUCAGAUCCUAACCUCUGACCUCUCGCUGCUUCCCUACAGGAAAACGCAGAGUAAUACAUAAUGAUGAUUAUUAUCAUAAGGAAGAGAACAAUUAUUUACAUUAUUAUAAUUAGUUGUAGGCAAAGUAUUGGUAGAAGCAGCAGUAUUUGGUGUUGUAAUACAUACUAUAUACUUAACUAUAUAAUAAUGGUAUUACUAGUAUAUAAUCUAGUAAAACACAUUAGUCAAUGUAAGAACUAACUAAGGCUUUAGAGUAAAGGUGCAAAAGGUUAUAUAUGUUGAUUACACAAGUUUGUGUUUUGUGCAGAAAUCUUAAUAUUUCACCAGUUCACCAGAGAACAAUGCAUUGUGUCUAAAACUUAAAAAUGCCAGGCUGUAUUUUCUGCAUUCAAAUUGAUUCUCCUGCUUUGAGCCGACUUAACGGAAGAUAAACUCAGACAUCUCAUUGACUCUGUGCAGAGCGGAUCUUCGAGGAUCAUGAGAACCUGGUGGAGAACCUGCUGAACUGGACCAGAGACAGCCAGAACCGCCUGAUGUUCACUGAACGCAUCGAGAAGUAUGCUCUGUUCAAAAACCCCCAGAACUAUUUGUUGGGGCGGAAGGAGACAUGCGAGAUGGCUGAGAGAAACAAAGAGGCUCUGUUAGAGGAGUGUUUUGGCGGCAGCUCCGUGUCCGUCCCCGAGAUGGAGGGAGUGUUGUGGCUGAAAGAGGACGGAAAGAAGUCGUGGAAGAAACGCUACUUUCUGCUGAGGGCUUCUGGCAUCUACUAUGUCCCCAAGGGAAAGGCCAAGGCAUCCAGAGACCUGGUGUGUUUCCUCCAGCUGGAUCACGUUAAUGUCUACCAUGGACAGGACUACAAGAGCAAGUACAAGGCUCCUACUGACUACUGCAUGGUGCUGAAGGUACAGUCACACACAAGUACACCUGAACACAGGCGUGAUGGGGUUCAUGGUUAAAUCUCUAUACUGUCUGGUUUGUGGCACCGUAGUCUCCCGAUGCCACCUAGUGGUGCAACACAGCAAUGACACCUAUUUCAAAGAAAAGACAACAGACUAUAAUAAUUAAUAAAACAGUGCUUUUUGUAGGUUUAUUGCAUUAAUACUGCAGUCGUCUGAUUGAAAUUUUAGAUGAUACAUACAUUUAUGUAUUUGUGACAGGAGUUGAGUAAUAGCAGCAGUAGUAGUAAUCUCAAAAGUAGCAGUAACUAAUAGUGCUAGUAUCAUAACAAAGUAUCCUGUAGAUGUGAGCUGCUACACAAAAGUCACAAAAGUACACAAACAAUGUGAAAGAUGAAACCUGUGCAUUAGGAGAAGUGUUUCACUAGUUCCCCCGUCGCUAUAUUUAAGUGUGUGUGUGUGUGUGUGUGUGUGUGUGUGUGUGUGUGU
This is a messenger RNA of Anarrhichthys ocellatus (wolf-eel), 1665 nucleotides long. Its product is annotated as ras-associated and pleckstrin homology domains-containing protein 1-like. Lineage: Eukaryota; Metazoa; Chordata; Actinopteri; Perciformes; Anarhichadidae. The record is from RefSeq and is a predicted model, not a curated record. Bases 814 to 1236 code for a protein of 140 amino acids. The transcript has 4 exons. Gene Ontology annotation, cellular component: cytosol; plasma membrane.